AUGGUUAAUCCGUCACCACAAUUGUGCGCACGUCUGCGUUUCACCACCAAGCAGGUUGGCCGUGGUUUCUAUCGAGGAAAUCGAACGGGAUCGAUGGGUGCACAUAAUGGCCAUGGAGGCUACGUGAUUGACUGGCGAAAAACUCCGCAUUUCAAUGUUCCUGAAACAGAGAAUUUUUCACUCACGCCCUUUGUGACCUUGGAAAUGCAACCCAGAAGUCGAGCUCAAGAUCGUCCGGACGGAACUGUUUAUAUUCCCAAAAAGAUUGAUGGACUCGAAUUCUUAAGAGGAUGGAAAAGGCUUCACCCAACGGAGUAUGAUCAUGUCAUUGAGCAUCAGGAAAACGAACGACGGCAAGAGGAAGAGAGGGAAAGAUUAACCCUUCAAGACGCAGACCUUCAAGAGGAUGUCCAACUGGUCAAGGAGGAGACAAUAUCCGUACAAGCAGGUAACGACCCUAGGAAACUAUAG
Rhinocladiella mackenziei CBS 650.93 is the source of this 471-nucleotide messenger RNA. RefSeq lists its product as uncharacterized. The coding region runs from base 1 to 471 and encodes 156 amino acids. Gene Ontology annotation, molecular function: structural constituent of ribosome. Gene Ontology annotation, cellular component: mitochondrial large ribosomal subunit. The record is from RefSeq and is a predicted model, not a curated record. Lineage: Eukaryota; Fungi; Ascomycota; Eurotiomycetes; Chaetothyriales; Herpotrichiellaceae. The transcript is spliced from 2 exons.